This is a messenger RNA of Symsagittifera roscoffensis, 565 nucleotides long. RefSeq lists its product as uncharacterized. The record is from RefSeq and is a predicted model, not a curated record. NCBI's taxonomy places the organism in Eukaryota, Metazoa, Xenacoelomorpha, Acoela, Convolutidae. The coding region runs from base 63 to 458 and encodes 131 amino acids. The transcript has 4 exons.
ACGACUUGAUUCCUGAUUCAAACUAUUCUCUGGAGAUUCAGCCAUCACUGUACGGAGAAAAAAUGCCUCAUGUUUUCACAAGGCAUUUUUAUACGCUCUCAGAAAAGAGUUCAACCAAUGAUGAGAUUUCAAUCCUCCGCAUCGUCAUUAGCGUCGCUGUGUCGGUUGCAUUGGUGGUGUUAAUUGUUAUCGCACUUGUGACGAUUUGUGUUGUUCGCUCCUGCAACAGUCACAACACCGAGGCUGCUGAGAAACCAGUAACUGAAUACGACAGUCCAGACUUCCAGAAUUACGACUAUACAGAGGCAAUGGCGGACAACGAGACCGAUAAUGCGGAGAACCCCUAUAACGAGUACAGGGCUGCAGGUAAUUCUGAAGAACCAUCCGUGGUUUGCAACCCAGUGAUGAUCAGCGGCAUAGAGAGCCACUAUGAGAUGAGGGAACCCACAUUGGACUAGUGCCAUUGAAACAACAAUGCGUAGAACUGGGGAACUUGGGUUCAGAUUACAUUAAUCAAAAAUCUGAUGCUGACACACUGUAGCUUUGAUGGAAUGAGUAGCUCAAA